Messenger RNA from Rhododendron vialii, 1799 nucleotides. RefSeq names its product ankyrin repeat-containing protein ITN1-like. The coding region runs from base 33 to 1319 and encodes 428 amino acids. The record is from RefSeq and is a predicted model, not a curated record. The transcript is spliced from 3 exons. Lineage: Eukaryota; Viridiplantae; Streptophyta; Magnoliopsida; Ericales; Ericaceae. Gene Ontology annotation, molecular function: protein binding.
AAGUUAGCUUUGGGAAGAAAGACAAAGGAUCCAUGGAGGGACACCAUGCUAUGGACAGUAGCUUGUACAGAGCUGCCAUGAAUGGAGACAUUGAUGUUCUCAUAAACAACAAGGACAACCUCGAAAACAAGUUCACUCCGAACAACAACACCGUCCUCCAUGUCGCGACACAAUUCGGGCACAUCCAGUGUGCGAUGGAGAUCCUAAACAUGUGCCCCUCGAUGUACCGGAAAGUGAACUCGAGGGGGGACACUGCCCUCCACGUAGCGGCCAGGGAAGGGCACUCGACCUUGGUGCUGGCCCUGAUUGAGUACGCGAAGGCGCUCAACGAGGAGAUGGAAAACGGGGCUGGGACCGCGAAGGACAUGAUGAGGGUGGCAAACGAGGAGGGGGACACGGCCUUGCACGAGGCCGUGAGGAAUCACCACCCGGUCGCUGUCCAGUUGUUGACGGGGGAAGAUCCAGAGUUUUGUCAUCCGGCUAAUAAGGCGGAGGAGACUCCGCUUUACUUGGCCGCGGAGAGAGGUUAUGUUGGUUUGCUGUGUGUGAUAUUGGAGAAUUGCGACGCUCUGGUGCACGGUGGCCCUGGUGGCAGGACGGCUUUACAUGCGGCUGUAGUUCACAACUUUGAAGGAUGUACCAAGAAAUUAAUUGACUGGAAGCCAACUCUCUGCAAACAAGCCGAUGCCUGUGGGUGGACACCCCUCCACUAUGCUGCGCUCUUUGGUCAUGUGACAAGGGCAAAAGAGCUACUAAACACAGACAAGUCGGUUGCAUACAUAGCAGAAAAAGACAACAAGAAGAUUGCUCUACAUUUAGCAGCUAGCCAAGGCCAUGUCCGCGUAAUGGAAGAGCUUAUAUCACGAUGUCCGGAUUGCUGGGAGAUGGUUGAUGGCAGGGGCCAAAAUAUCCUUCACAUUGCAGCAAAAUACAAGAAAAAGAGGGCAAUCAAAUUUAUCUUGGAAAAAUUCUCCUUCAGCGGCCUUAUAAAUCAAAAAGACCGUGAUGGAAACACCCCUCUACAUUUACUUGCUGCUUCUGGUUGCUGUCAAGCUUCUCUCAUAAAGCACCCUAAAUCGGACAGGAUGGCCUUCAACAAGGAAAAUUUGACUCCUGUGGACGUAAUCUGCAAAAACAAAAAUGUUGGAGCAGUGGUUUUCACUAAAUGUAUAUUUAGAUGUGCCGGCGGUAAGCUGGGUCAGCGAGAUGUAUUAAGCAGAGACAAGGGUGAAAUGAAAGCUAGAGAGAAAUAUAAUGCAGAGGAAAAACAAUCAACAUCGUACGUCAAACGAGUAAUUGAAGCCAUUUGUUGUUUGUGAGGAUGAAAUGAAAGCCAGAGAGAAAUACAAUGCAGAGGAAAAACAAUCAACAUCGCAAGUCAAACGAGUAAUUGAAGCCAUUUGUUGUUUGAGGAAUCUCCACCAUCUGUUAGGCAUUUUGUGUUCACGGACGCCAUGGGCGCUGGUUUCUUUGUUAGUGGCUGCGCUCACGGCAACAGUAUCCUUCGUUGUUGGUUUCACUAGCGAGGGCGACAACAAUGGCAACGAAACAAGUCAACAUCUAAAGCAUUUGUCAUAAAGAUGGUAUGGCGAUGAUUUUCUCCACCAUAGCUCUGUUUAAUUAUUACCCUCUAUGUGGGAGAAAUUUCCGACAGCAAUAACCUUAUGAAACACCAUGCCUCAGCUAGAUUUCUCACCAUCAAUGCCAUGGAAGCAAUGGCUCUUGUGUUCAUUAAAAGCAUGUAUUCUGUGUUCGCAUGUUCAUUAGGGGCCGUGAUGAUUACCUUGUGUUUUGGGGGC